UCUCAUUUCAUUCAAAAUAUAGUAGUGGACAUUGUAUCCAAACUUUGUUUGUUCUAUACACUUGUUCACCUCUAUCGAAUCCUCUGCUCUGUUAUGGCGUUCUCAAGAACUUUCACUGCCACAUCACUUCUCCUCUCCCUUGUCCUUCUUCAUAUGGCAGAAGCACACCAAACGAUGAGCUAUGGAGCAACAACGCCAACCCCUCUUCCCCAACCAAUAGAUUGUGGAGUGGCUUGUGAAGGAAGGUGCAAGCUAUCAUCAAGACCACGUUUGUGCAAGAGGGCUUGUGGGAGUUGCUGUGCUGUGUGCAAGUGUGUCCCUCCUGGCACUGCUGGCAACCAUGACUCCUGUCCUUGCUAUGCUAAACUCACCACCCACAAUAAUAUUCCCAAAUGCCCAUAAUUUAAUCAAGGAUUGUUUGAAGUCUUGGAUUAAAUGCUUCUGUAUUGGAGGAAAUAAAUGUGCUAGCUUUGGCAAAUUAAUUCUGAAUAUUAAAGAAUAUUCUGGUUGUCCUUUCAUUUAGGUUGUCAUCACUUGCUAUUUAAAUUCCCAAAUGGUCUAGCUUAUGUAAAAUGAAUUCCUGUGUUGGUGCUGGGAAACAAAUGUACUUUGUUUGGCAGAUUAACUCUUGAGUUUUAUUGAAUUUUUAUUCUGAUUGUCA
This is a messenger RNA of Lotus japonicus, 661 nucleotides long. RefSeq names its product snakin-2-like. The coding region runs from base 94 to 402 and encodes 102 amino acids. The record is from RefSeq and is a predicted model, not a curated record. Lineage: Eukaryota; Viridiplantae; Streptophyta; Magnoliopsida; Fabales; Fabaceae. The transcript is spliced from 3 exons.